Molecule: messenger RNA, 911 nt
Organism: Neurospora tetrasperma FGSC 2508
Lineage: Eukaryota; Fungi; Ascomycota; Sordariomycetes; Sordariales; Sordariaceae
Exons: 3
Coding region: 97-708 (203 amino acids)
Biological process (GO): Golgi organization; intracellular protein transport; endoplasmic reticulum to Golgi vesicle-mediated transport
Cellular component (GO): Golgi apparatus; endoplasmic reticulum-Golgi intermediate compartment; COPII-coated ER to Golgi transport vesicle
Source: RefSeq, a predicted model, not a curated record
CGAAACGAAAACGGAAGCUUUCUUUGCUUCGUUGAAUCCUCUUCAAACUCCACAUUCGCCCAUCGCCAUCCCCGGGACAUUCGUAAAUCGAUCGCAAUGCAAUUCCUCACAGCAGCUAAGCUGCUGCUCUCGGCCAGCUUGUUCGGCGCCGCCGCCGCUCACAACAUCGUCCUUCCCGCCCACGGCCGCGAAUGCUUCCACGAGAACCUCCAUCGCGAUGACAAGAUGACGGUGACCUUCCAGGUCGGCGACCGCGAGUUUGGCAGCGCCGGUAACCUCGACAUCGAUUUCUGGAUCACCAACCCCCUAAACCAAUACGAGACCUUUGAAAAGUCCAUAUCCAACGGCGAUUUCUCGUUCGAGGCCAAGCACGACGGCAAGUAUGUGUAUUGCUUCGGCAACGAGCACUGGGGCGCCAACACCAAGGAGGUUUCGUUCAAUGUGCACGGCAUCGUGUACAUUUCCGAAGCGGACGCGCCCCAGGACCCACUCGAGGUUGAGGUGCGCAAGCUGUCGGAGAUGUUGGAGAUGGUUAAGGACGAGCAGAGCUACAUUGUCGUGCGCGAGCGCACCCACCGUAACACGGCCGAGAGCACCAACGCCCGCGUCAAGUGGUGGAACCUGUUUAUCGUCGGCGUCGUGGUGGGCGAGUCCCUGUUCCAAGUCUGGUGGUUGAAAAGGUUCUUUGAGGUCAAGCGGGUUAUCUGAACUGGACCCCGAUACUGCCUCCCCAUCGGAUGGAAUACUCCCCCCCCUUCAUCAAUAACAACAACAAUUUCAUAAUACUUAAGCCGCUUUAUUCCACAAGUUGCUUUGGGAACCAUUCAUAUUUGGGCGCUUGGAAUGGGUCAGCCGGAUGGGGAUACGAAAACAAAUGAUAUGAUAAUGGAACUGCCUACUACAUGACGACG